Molecule: messenger RNA, 2523 nt
Organism: Oxyura jamaicensis (ruddy duck)
Lineage: Eukaryota; Metazoa; Chordata; Aves; Anseriformes; Anatidae
Gene: MAP3K7CL
Product: MAP3K7 C-terminal like
Exons: 6
Coding region: 785-1288 (167 amino acids)
Cellular component (GO): cytosol; nucleus
Source: RefSeq, a predicted model, not a curated record
GUUGCUGCUAUCAUUUGAUAGUUCGCUUGUAGCCGGUCCAAGUUGGCAAUGUCACCCCAAGCUGAUUGGAGCCACAGACAUUUUUGCUGACUGGAGUCAUGCUAUCUUUGCCAGUUUGCUGGAAUAGACACAGACACUGAUUGGGUCAUGCUGAAAACAUUCCUGUCCUAUGAAGCAAGUCUGUUUGUAUUUUAGGUUUGCCAGGACUAAUGAAUUAAAAAUCUUGGGCUCGCCACAGUUUGCUGCUUAAUAAUGCCUGUGACAGAAGGAUUUUUUCCACCCUGAAGCAUGACAGCAUCAUAAUCCCUCGCCUCUGGAAAGGAGAGGAAGGAAAACGGAAUUGUGGAGAAAAGCGGAAAAGGGUGAUCUUUUGGGACGGCAAAGCCUAUGGGAAGUGCAGGUAGCAGCAUGUUGCCCUGACAGCUGUCUCAGCUUCUCAGACCUUGUCAGUUUGUUGCUAUGCAGCAGGUGCAGCCUUUUCUUUUAUUGAAGCUUUACUCCAUAAAGGCAACGACAAGCCAAGGCAGUGGCUGGCCCUGGAUUAUACAAGUGCAGACACUCCACUAAGUGAGGGUCUCAUCUCCUUAAAACCAUUGUUUGGAGUUGGUGGUCUCAGAAGAAAUACCAAGGACUGACACAGGUCCAGAUCCGGGAGGCAACCCAUGCAGAAAGACCCCUGCACCUGCAGAGAGUUCCACUGAGGAAUCACCACCAAGGUUUGGCGAGCCACUAACUUUCUGACCAUUGAGUGUGCAACUACCAGGCACCCUUUGACUGGGGGAGCAUGGGUGGAAGAACCAGGCAGCAUUGCCACGAGUCAAGGCUUGCUGAAGGGGCAAUGGCGGGGAGCAAGCAGCUGGAACAAACAAGUAAAAGCAUUGGCUCAAGUGCCCACAUGAUCACCACCGCCAGGGUACCUGCUGAUAAGCCAGUACGAAUUGCCUUCAGCCUGAAUGAAACCCCAGAUGAUGAUGCAGCUGAAAACUCCUUCCCUUUGGCAUUUCCAGAACUAGAUCAGCAGCUGCAGCAUGUACUACUCCACUGCAAUGAAGGGAGUUCUUGUGGUUUUGAUGGGAGCAGGAAUGAGCCAGGUAUUACAUUCUUAUGCCUACAGGCUGUGCUAAGGUUGGUAUGGUCAGCUCUCUCUGAAGCAUCCCAAGGGAAUGCCAAGGUAUGCAGUGCCAUCCUAUCUCUAAUCUCGGGUAACAAAAGCCAGUCAUCAAGACCAACUUCUCAGAAUUACUCUGGUUCAUGCUGCGCAGCCAGCAACCUUCGCGUGCUGCCCUAGCAGAUGCCUGCAGACAGUACCAGAGAACAGAGGUGAACCCUUUUGUGACCACUCUGACUUGUGAUGGCAGCAUAGCACAGCAGAGCCCUGAUACACUGGGCGAUCCAGCAGCAAGUUGACGGCAAGUCCAUGGUUGUCCAGGCACAGAGCCAGUUCUGUAUCCAGGGAUUAUUUCCCUUUCCUCUGUGGCGGUUCUGGAGUGUUUGUUGGCCUUUGUAAGCUACUUCAGAUCAUCUGUUUCCCAGGAGCAUUUAGACUUCCUCUGAUAUUUCAAUAUGAAGGCAGUUGUUUCCUGAGUGUAAACUGAGAAAGGCAUUAGCGGGCCGUGGUGUCCAAUGAUGUCAUCCUUCCUGUCUCCAUCAGCGAGUGGGACAGCUCUGGAGGGCUGCUGACUUAAUGGACUUCACUUUCUCUCCUGCUGUUCUCAUCAAAAGGAUGGCUGAGGAAGGAAUGGAGGAUGGCAGAGACUCCUCUUGCUCUGUCCCUGUAAUCCUGAGAAUAGAGACAGGUUCCCUAGGCAUAGCUAGGAAGGAUUAAAGGAAUGAAUAGCAAUUUAAGAUCAGGGCUGAAAAGAGCAGGGCAAUAUGCUGGCCUCUUUAUUCCACUGCUCUUCGGGUGCAGCAGAGAGGACUGAUGUUUUCUUCCCUCAGAAGGAUUCAAUUUGAGAAAAGCAAUAUUGUGUUGCGGCCGAAGCACCGAAGUGAAUGAACGUCAGUAACCUGCAUUCUUUUACCAACUCUGUCAGUGACACACUGUGUGAUCUGGGAGAAGUUGCCUCAUCCCUCUGUUGAUCUGUGAAAUGAGGUUAAUAAUUUUUACCUUCCUUUUUAAAGAGCAUUGAGAUCAGUGAGUAAAGACUGCUCUAAAAGAGCAAAGUAUGAUUGUCAUUACUGUCGGUGCAUAAAAACAAGAUUGCUAGUGUUAGAUGUAGGUACUUUACAGGCCAAGUGAUGAUUUGUUGUUAAGACUUAUGACCCAUUUCUGGAACGUAUAAUGUGCUCUAAGCUUGUAAUUUUGUGAUAGAUUGAAAUUGCUCCUCUGGAAGCAUUCAAAUCUGUUGGAUAAAUAAUAGCCCCUCAGUAAAAGUUUUCUAAGUAAGGACUAGAGCAGUUACACAAAGUACACCCUCUUGGCCUGUUAAGUACCUAACAUUUACUUUUUUUUUCUAGAGAACCUUCCUUUACUCUCAUCAUCGCAGGAUGACAACAAAUUCAAAUAAACAAUCAAAGGCUUUG